This is a messenger RNA of Coregonus clupeaformis (lake whitefish), 4614 nucleotides long. Its product is annotated as secretory carrier-associated membrane protein 5-like. NCBI's taxonomy places the organism in Eukaryota, Metazoa, Chordata, Actinopteri, Salmoniformes, Salmonidae. The record is from RefSeq and is a predicted model, not a curated record. Bases 275 to 976 code for a protein of 233 amino acids. Gene Ontology annotation, biological process: protein transport. The transcript is spliced from 7 exons. Gene Ontology annotation, cellular component: trans-Golgi network membrane; recycling endosome membrane.
UGAUGGCACAGGAGAUUUACGGACGAUGAUAGGACAGCUACGGCAUUGAAGAUUGUAUUACCUCCACGAUCUCGUAUAAAAAAGUAAAAGAACAGUGAUUUAUUCUACUUUAUCUCUUUAUUAUCGAGCUUUCUCAUUCCUCAUAUUCGAUGAGGUGGAACUGAUAGCAUGCAGCGGAGGGACAGAACAUUGUAAAUAGCAACAGUGCGCUCAGGACAGGAGGAGAUUCAAGAGAUUGAGGACCAAAACAAUCCGAACAACAAAAUCAACACUAAUGGCUGCAGAGAAUAACUUCCCUCCAAUACCGGGGUUCAUCCCCCUGCAGCCGUGUUUCUACCAGGACUUUGAUGAGGAGAUCCCUGAACAGCAUCGCACCAUGUGCAAGAGACUCUACCACCUGUGGAUCUUGCAUGCAAUCACCCUGGCUGUGAAUCUGGUGGGCUGCUUUGUUUGGAUGCUGGGUGGAGGGGGCGUGACAAAUUUUGGCAUGGCCAUCAUAUGGUUGAUUCUCUUCACCCCCUGCUCCUAUGUGUGCUGGUUCAGGCCCAUCUACAAGGCCUUCAAGACUGACAGCUCGUUCAACUUCAUGGCGUUCUUCUUUGUGUUCAUGGCCCAGGUGGGCAUCAGUAUCAUCCAAUGCAUAGGGAUCCCAGGCUGGGGAAACUGCGGCUGGCUGGCCACCAUCUCUUUCUUCAGCUACAACCUUUGGAUCGCCUUGCUGAUGCUCAUCCCCACCCUCUUUUUCACUGCCACGGCAACGCUGUCCUUCAUCGCCCUCACCAAGGUCCAUAACUUCUACCGUGGCAGCGGGGGCAGCAUAGGCAAGGCCCAGGAGGAGUGGACCACAGGGGCCUGGAAGAACCCCCACAUCCAACAGGCAGCACAGCAGGCAGCUAUGGGGGCCGCCACGGGGGCCAUGAUGCCGGACCAACAGUACUCCAGCAACACCCCACAGUACAACGACAACCAGAUGUAGGGGAUGAAGUGGAGGGAGGGAGGCAUGUCAAAGCAUGAGCAGGAGUUGGGUAUCUGUUUAUCCCAUCCCAAUAAAGUGUGUCUCUAUCGCAGCAGCUCUUUCUAUAGGGCAGGGGUCGUCAACCUUUUUUUUGCCCAGGGACCCCUCCCAGGCAAACGGGCAACCCAGGGACCCCCAUCAUACGUUAGCAAUUUCUUCUCACAUGUCUUGUCUUAACAUCAGGUGAAUGAUAAUGGCAAGGAGAAGUAAUCAACAUUUAAAAAAUGAGUAGAUUUGGUAGAUAGUUUUUCAUUAUUUUGACCUCCGCACAUUAUAAUUGGGAAAGGAAGUGUAAACUCUAACAUAGCCUAUUAGCUAGAAAAGUAACUCCAAACACAUUUUUGCUAAAAGCAGCUGUUUAGCUGGUUGAACAAAGGUUAGCCAUAUGUUGGCAAAAAUGUAUGUCCAGGUCAAGAAAGCUUACCAGCAGCCAGCGGCACUUGACGCACUGGUAGCCUAUGUAAUUGGCUCCAAAGAGUGUAAUUUGCUCUAUAUUAGGAGUUGAGAAAUAAUGUUGACAUCAUUAGAAAGAAGAUAUUCUCCUCUUUUCUACUGUAAUCAUUUAUUCUGUUGUUGCUAGCGAUAUACCCCUGCUAUAGGGCAAUACACUACACUACCACACUACACCAGCUGACAAGACAACAUUUCAUGUUCUCAGCAUCUACACUGAAUGACAGUAUCUGGUUUCUACUGUGUGAUGUCAUAUUUCUGCUUCUGCUGCUUUGUUUUGACGUGUCACAUCAAAGAUGUGUCCCUAUGUUAUGUCACUGUGUUAGCAGGGCCCUGUGGCCACCUGCACACAGCAUCAACUCUGCUUGUCAGAGCUCAUUCUGAUCACCUACUGUCCUCUCCUCAGUGAUCUUUGGGGUGGUGGUGGUUUUUGGUAGCCUCCUCCUGCUCUUGACUUGUAAAGUAAUGCUUAUGAUAUAGUAUUCAAAUUAUACAUUUGUUUGUUUUAUACAGUAAGUUACUGGACUCUAGGUUUUGUCGUGAAUAAAUGUAGUCAGUGGCUGUAGGAAGAGAGGCGUGUAUGACUGUGUUUGAAUGCAGUACUAUUAACAUAUUUAUUUCAUCUACUGAAAUGUAAAAAAUUAUAAAAACAUUUUAUUACAGAAUGUAGCACUGAGAUAACUUUAAUAUUUGACCAGGAGUGUUUAUGUACAGUAGGAGAUAGCUUAUUUGGUAAUACAUAUGUAUGUUUAUGAAUGCAUUACUCAAUCAAGUGAAUUCCAGUUGAUUGAACAAAAAGGGCUAUCCUCUGAGCUAUCAGGGUGCUUUGUGAUUCUCAGGUAAAGCAAAGCUAUAAACACUGAACACAAACUGUGAACCUUUUCUGUUUACGUCCAUGUGUAUGUUUUUGAUAGCUUAUAUAAUAUGUAUUUCAAAUGAAACCAUAAUCCUGUUGCCUCAGGGGUAUUAGUUUUAUUUGAUUCAUUAUGUAACUUGAAAAAAUGGUUGCACUAAAAUAAGACAAGGUAUUACUGUGAGGUAAAGGUCAGUAUGUACUGUAGUAUUAGAGACGUAUAGAAAAGUACGCUCUUUUCUCUUAUUUAUCAAUAUUAUUUUAACCCUUUAAACUUGAUAUUAGAGCAGCACUCAACUACUGAAUGUGUGAAAGUCCUCAAAAUGGCAGUAUCUCACAUUUUACUGCAGACAUCUGAAUUUGGAUACCAUUGAAAGAAGCAAUAACUCCUGUUUUUAUCAAAUUCAUAGUAUACACCGCCUUUGAUUUAAUAUUGAGGAGGUAGUGAGAUUUGGAACUCCACUUCCUUUGAAUUUGGCCUGGACGUUGGUGUUGGUGUCCCUGGGGUUCACUGUCUACACUGAUAUCUUUCAUCAGGGUAGCUCAGAGGCUGUUUUAAAGAGCUUCAAUGGAGAGCUAACUGUGUGCUCCCAGCUCCCAACCUGAGAUGAAAGAUUACAGGCCAGUCGCAUUUUCAUUUUCCACAGUCAUGGAAAUGGGACUUUCUUCUAAUAGUCUGAGAAGUAAUGAAUGCAUACCAAAACAAUGAACUAUUUGUAGGGGACUAUUGUACAAUAUGUCUUUAGAGCAAGGCUCUCCAACCCUGCUCCUGGAGAGCAUUAACGUCCUAUAGGUUUUCGCUCCAAUCCUAAUCUUGCGCACCUGAUUCUAAUAAUUAGCUGUUUGAUCAUCUGAAUCAGGUAAAUUACAACUGGGGUUGGAACGAAAACCUACAGGAGGGUAUCUCUCCAGGAACAGGGUUGGAGAGCCCUGCUUUAGAUAGACAUGUAACAUCUAAUGUAAAUUAAUCAAUGUGAGCUAUAAUUUAAUUGCUAUGAUUUCACUUUUGUUUCUCGUUAUGUAAUUGUUUUGCAUUGAAUGUCUACAUGUCUUAGAGGGUUCUCUUUUUUAAAAGUGUGUACUUAAUGUCUUGUCUAUGGUAGACAUAGUUAGACAGCAACGUUGUACUGUAUGGCUUGUUGUAUGGUUGUUUGACCACAGAGGGGCGCUGAUGGUUCCUUUUAUCUGUAUGAGAGAAAAUCCCUGAUAAACAAGCUGCCUGCACUCAGUCGUCUGGCUCUCCAUACAGUAGACUUUAGGCCUAUAGGUUAGUCAGUAUUCAGUCUACAGCUCAAGGGUUCCUCCUGUUCCCAGGUGGUAGCUACCUGUGACCAGGAAGGAAGGGAGAGAUAGAGCCUUAGAUCUAAGUGGGCUCCAGUCAGCCUCAGCCUGGCUCAUAAUGCCCUCCUGCCACCUCUCUCUCUCACAGGGGCAGAUGGCUGAGCAGGCGGUCCCUGUGAACACAUUACAGUGUGCUCUAUGCUGUAGGGGAAAGAGAGACAUUUAUGGCACAAAAUGGGUGCCAUUUCCUCUGGGGUAGUAGGGCUUUGAAAAUGACCUAAAUGGCCUCCUGUUGAGGGAAGGAGAGAGAGAGCAGUAGAAAAACAGUGUACCUCAGGUGUUCAUUAGUUCAUGUUCUAGCUAGAUCCCUAACCUGGCCUAAUCUAUAUAUACCAAGGCCUCUUAACCCCUCAAGUAGCUGUAUUCAACAUUAUUAUGCACAUUACUUUAGAGAAAUCCCCCAAACCUAUACUUCUUUUCUCUCCUACAUCUAAAAGGUAUCAGCUAUGUACCCAGUGUAGGAACUGGGGUAUAAACUAUGCAGUUAGCCCUUGACUAUGGAAGGGAUGUGUUUGUAAGUACAGUUGUUUAGGCUUAGAUUAGCCAGUGACUGAUGUAAAGAUGUGUAGAGCACUGUUAGCUUAAACUGUGAUAUAAUCAGUAUUCAAUAAGCUGCAUCUCUGCAGUAAUCAAGCAGAAGCAUUGACCAAAGUGUUCCCCUGGUACACAUUCACGUGCAACCACCGUAGCUCAUACCAGCAGAUGCUGCUGCUUCUUUGUCAUGUCCAUGUCAUUAAAUGUGUGAGGAGAUCAUUGAACCAGUGCAAUAUCCUCUUUAUGCUGAUCAUGUGAGGUUGUGUGGUCAUCUUGGAGAGGAAACUAGACAGUAUUCUGAAGCACAGUUAGAAGGGGAAUUUUAUUCUAAAGUGUAAAUGUUGUUAAAAAAAAUGUUUUGUCUUGUCAUUUUAUGUUUUGAUUUCCCUUAUGGACAUUAAACAAACUCUAUUCCAUCUUA